GGAUACUGGCGGGGGGAGGGGUGGGGUUUAGAGGAAGCGGAAGUGUCAGAGCAGGCGGAAGUGGUACUGCCCUGAAUAUCCCGAGCAGCGAGCGGAGGACGGCUUGAGAUACUCCCAUCGUUAAGAGAAGAAAAUCCGGAUCCUUGAUUCGCUCUAAAUCCUAAAAGAUGGAUAAGAACGACCUGGUGCAAAAAGCCAAGCUGGCAGAGCAGGCCGAGCGCUACGACGACAUGGCGGCUGCCAUGAAGGCUGUGACGGAGCAGGGCCAGGAGCUCAGCAACGAGGAGCGCAACCUGCUCUCUGUCGCCUAUAAGAACGUGGUGGGGGCCCGCCGCUCAUCCUGGCGCGUCAUUUCCAGCAUCGAGCAGAAGACGGAGGGCAACGAGAAGAAACAGCAGAUGGCCCGGGACUAUCGCGUGAAGAUCGAGGGGGAGCUCCAAGAGAUCUGCCACGACGUGCUGAACCUUCUCGACAAAUUCCUCAUCCUCAACGCAUCUCAGGCAGAGAGCAAGGUGUUCUACCUCAAAAUGAAAGGAGACUACUUCAGAUACCUGUCAGAGGUGGCCUCUGGGGACUCCAAGAAGGAAACGGUGGAUAACUCUCAGAAGGCCUACCAGGACGCCUUCGACAUCAGCAAGAAGGACAUGCAGCCCACGCACCCCAUCCGGCUGGGCCUGGCCCUCAACUUCUCCGUCUUCUACUACGAAAUCCUCAACUCGCCCGAGCAGGCCUGCUCUCUGGCCAAGCAGGCCUUCGAUGAGGCGAUCGCUGAGCUCGACACCUUGAACGAGGACUCCUACAAAGACAGCACGCUGAUCAUGCAGCUACUAAGGGACAACCUGACUCUGUGGACAUCAGAAAACCAGGGAGACGAGGGUGAAGCCGGCGAUGGAGAAAACUAGAGCGCUCUUCACUGUUAACCCCCCCACACACACACUCUUCCUCCUCCUCCUCUUCCUCUCUCGGUACCUACGCGGCGUUCAUUACCUCGUCCAUCGCUCCCAGCCCGACCUCCGUUCUGUAUAACC
This is a messenger RNA of Cyprinodon tularosa, 1028 nucleotides long. RefSeq names its product tyrosine 3-monooxygenase/tryptophan 5-monooxygenase activation protein, beta polypeptide a (gene ywhaba). Bases 168 to 902 code for a protein of 244 amino acids. Gene Ontology annotation, cellular component: cytoplasm. Lineage: Eukaryota; Metazoa; Chordata; Actinopteri; Cyprinodontiformes; Cyprinodontidae. The transcript has 7 exons. The record is from RefSeq and is a predicted model, not a curated record. Gene Ontology annotation, biological process: signal transduction.